CCUACCCCGUGUAGCAUGUAGCAGUUAGAGCAGAUCACCGUCACCAGGUUUGAGGUCCGGAGGGGAAGAGCCACCGAGUUACAGCUCCCCUGACACGACUCACAGGAGGUAGUAAGAUCGAAGGCUACACUAGACUUCUCAGGCGGCGGACUACCAUCACAUCAACGCUCCAUUACCCAUCAAGCAGCAGCCGCAGCAGCAGUAGACUGCAUCAGGGGCGUGCCAUGGUGAGCAGAGGGGCCAGCAGCAGAGGGGGUGUGGGCGCAAGAGGCAGUGUUGUGGUGAUGGUGGCGGUGCUGGCGGCCGUGGUGGUCCUGCUGGUGCCCGCACGAGCCAUCAACCCUCAGUCUACCUUAGAGUGUCACCGUCGACAGUAUACCUAUAAGGUGCACAAGACCGACGACGAGGGCCGCAUCUGCUGGGACUUCAUCAACGUUAUGAGCUGCUGGGGGCGCUGUGACUCUAACGAGAUCGCCGACUGGAAGUUCCCGUACAAGAGGUCCCACCACCCAGUGUGUAUGCACGAGGAGACGCAGCUCACUGUGGUGACGCUCGGAAACUGUGAAGACAACGCUGCACCCGGGACGGAGACCUACUCUUACCACGAAGCGACUCGCUGUGCCUGCUCCGUCUGCAAGACAUCGGAGGCGUCGUGCGAGGGUCUGCGUUACCGAGGUGCCCGCAGAGCUCCGCGCGCCGAGGUGCCCCGGGGUUGAGUACGCCUCAUGGGAGACAAAAUCCGGGAUAUCAAGACCCUAGCCUCUAUCGCUGCCGGAUAUUCUCUGUCUGGAACUGAUGUCCAAGAGGAUUCACCUUUUAAAGAUCUGUCAAGGAUAAAGAAAGAUUUAUUUUUGAAAUAAAGAAUAAACCUCUCACUGUACCUGAAACGAAACUCAUAAGAAAAAUUUCGACGAGGAAAGAAAAUAAUGUUGUAGCGGUUAGGGUCUAGAUAUCCAAGCUGGCCAUCUUCCCAUACACCCACUCCCGACACAUCUCUAAAGACGACUACUUCUAGAUAUCUAAGACUCAGUUGUUUACUUAACACCUAUGUUAAACGGCAUAACGUUAAUAACUGCAGCUAACAGGCAUUUUAAUAUGACAAACAAGUUACAUAGCUCCCGGAAGUUCAGCAUCUAUGUUAAUCUUAUCCUCACUUCAAGGCCUCAUAUAAACAAAGCCCUGUAGUGAGCAUACGAUACGAAGGCUUAAAGGACGCAUAAUCAACCCGCAAUGAGACUUGCAUAUCAGUGUUCAAGUUGGUUACAUAAGUUUUUUAAAUUCAGUUUUGGCAAUAAAAUGUGGUCAGGAAUGAUCAUGAUACUGUGUAAAGCUGUUGUGGUGGACUACACUAAGGGAUGAUCCUGUUGAGAGGGUGGAACAUUUUUAUUUGUUUUUUCAUACCCGGAGGCAAUAGAGGCUGAGUCAUAUGCAUGGAGGUGUAUUAUUUGACAUUCAAAUUUUGCAUCUUAUUCGUUAGGACAUUAUUUAGGCACAUCGACCCCUGGUUGUGCAUAUGCAUAUUUUUGUUUGAAUAAAAAAAAUACGUGAUUUAUACAUGAUCAGUGACACCAGUUUGACUGCUCUUAAGAUGGUAAAAAAUGUGGUGAAAGACACGACCAGGCGUUGAAAACUAUAUGCAGUCAGUAACAAAACAAACUUGCUUUGUUUCUGGACAAUAACAAGACUUUUAUUUUAUUUCAUAAUUCUAUAAUUAAUGUAACUUUGUGUGAUACUGUUUGUCUAUUGUAACCUUGAGUAUUAAUUAACCUUAAUUUAAGAACAAAUGUCAAUUAUAAGGAAGAUAUGAUUAAGGAUGUUUUUUGUUAUUAUUUUCUUGUCAUUCCAAUGUUCCUGAGAUCUGGUACUAUAUAUGUUGUAUUUUAGACUGGUAAAAAUUAUGUCAUUACACAGUAGAUCCUUUUGUUCCGUUCGUGAUGACGUCAUGUAUUGUCCUCUGGGCGUGAGCCACUCCCAUGCUUGCAGAUCCGAGAUUCAAUAAAUGUCUUCAAGGAAGUAUUAGCUAUUUUUGUAAAUAAAUCCGCAAUAACC
Homarus americanus (American lobster) is the source of this 2049-nucleotide messenger RNA. It is a transcript of the gene Gpb5, whose product is annotated as thyrostimulin beta-5 subunit-like. NCBI's taxonomy places the organism in Eukaryota, Metazoa, Arthropoda, Malacostraca, Decapoda, Nephropidae. Gene Ontology annotation, cellular component: cytoplasm; extracellular region. Gene Ontology annotation, biological process: G protein-coupled receptor signaling pathway. Gene Ontology annotation, molecular function: hormone activity. The record is from RefSeq and is a predicted model, not a curated record. The transcript has 5 exons. The coding region runs from base 225 to 716 and encodes 163 amino acids.